Messenger RNA from Rotaria socialis, 5109 nucleotides. Lineage: Eukaryota; Metazoa; Rotifera; Eurotatoria; Philodinida; Philodinidae. The record is from the annotation of a GenBank genome assembly.
AUGCACCAGACUUCAACGCAGGUUAUGGAUAUCGCCUUAAUGCUGAAACCAGAUAUGAUGAUUCAUUCGAUUGGUUUGGAAAACCCUGUUUUUGAAAAUAAUCUCGCUGAAAAUUUAACGUCAUGGUGUCGCUUCUUUUGCUCACAUCUAUCACCAAUUCAACAAUUCUCCGAUGAAUUAGAUCCCUGCUUCAUAACUAUAAUUGACGAACCGAUGAAUGCACCUAUUCUGCUGAACGAUAUAAUGAAACAUCAUACAAUAAAAGCCUACGUUGUUGAUAGUUUAAAGCGUUAUCAUGCUGUUGAUGACAUUAGAAUUGAACUGCCAAAAUGCAGACAAAUCAACUAUGAUGAAACAAUGAAUAGUCGUGAUUCAUUUAAGGAAUUACUCAGAAUUUUACCACAUGUUACUGUUCGCAUGCUUCUUAUUUCGACAAUGGAAUCAUUAUCGUAUGAUAGUCAACGGUAUUUGGGUAAUUUUAUAAAAAAAAAUGAUUUGCCAAUUCCAUUUACAUACUAUUUUCACAACAAUGAGUCUAAUUCAAUUCAGUAUAAAAUUAAUUUUAAUCCUUUGGCCGAGAUACAGUGUUUGUCAGCAGAAUGUUUGGUAAUACAGGUUGGCAGUUUAACAGCUCUUGGUCUGGGAAAAACUAGUUUACUUCCAUACAUUUUUCGUGAUAAACGUAAAGAAUCAUUAAAUACACUUGGCACACAAUCUAUGCGUUCUGGUUGUAUCGAUACACUCUUCGGCACCAUGCAGAUCGAUCAAAAUAGAGAGAAGUCCUGCGUAAUAUUCGAUGUUCAUGGAACACUAUUAUCAGGCAUAAAUGAUAAUAUUAUUAGAGCUCUUCAACAGUAUGCAUCAUUGCAAUUUCUGUAUGUUACUCAGGCUGAUCUUGACUCGAAAUUUUUACCUUACAUGAUCAAUAAUAGUCUGUCUAAACCGACUGUCGUAUGCAUUUUUGAUGAGCAUUAUGAUGCACAUUUACGUGAUGGGCACGCAAAUCCCAUUGAACAAUUUAGAAAUCGCUAUAAAACGGAAGAUUGGCCCCAUGUUCAAUGGUUAUUAAUUCCUACAAAAAACGCAUGGUUAAAACAAUCGGAGAAUCAGCAAUACGAUGAAACUGAAAGAAUACAGUCUUUACGUGUUCAAUUAGAUCGUAUAUUUUUACAACUUGAACCGGCAAUAACUCGCCAACCACUAUUCAGAACAAUAUUUGCUGUGCAAUCAUUGUAUUGGUCUCUACACAAUGGUACGACUAGUUUGAAUUGUCCGACAUACUAUUUCAAAAUUGAAGAUAGAUUGAAACAAUUAUUUGAUGCAUUGUCAGAUACAACUGAUAAUUUGCUAAUAGCGACGCCAAUCAGUUACCUACAAGCCAAAAUAAGACAAAGUCAAACGGAACUAUUUGGAAAGUACACGACGGAUGAAGUCGCACGAUACGAACGCUUUCUAAAGACGGUCGAUCGAAUAUCAGAACAUACACAAUUUUUCAUUGAUCUCCUAACGAAACAUACCUAUAUUGAAAUGUUAAUAUCAGAAAAGUAUCUUGAACAGUGGAGAUCAAUUUAUGAGUCACGUUUACAAACUGACUUAACAAGUGAAAAACAUAAAACUAUACAGUUAACUUCAGAAUUGAAACGAAUCGAAAUGUUGCAAAAACAGCAAGCGCAGAAUUCAGUUGAACUACAACAACAAUUACGAUUAGCAAAAGAAAACUACGACCGAAGUCAUCAAAAAUUGAACCAAAUUGAAGUCAAAUUAAUGAAUAUUGACAUAACGAUUGGUCUCUUUUUUGAUGAAAUAUUAGCUGUUAGUGAUUUCAAUUCAAACUUAAGAGAUCCAUUGUCAGUAGAAUUACUAGGUCAAAUAGCGAAACGAAUGACAGAAAUGAUGCAUCGUGGUAUGGCUAUACAUGUUCUACGUGGACGACCGUUGCAUUGUGAAAGUGUUUUACUGAAAAUACUUUUAAGAAAUUUCAAUAAAUGGCGUAAUCGCCCAUGUAUUAUCACUGUUAUCGGUGAACAAUCUUCAGCAAAGUCAUCUCUACUCAAUACAACAUUUGGUUGUAAUUUUCGUGUUAGUUCCGGUCGAUGUACGAUGGGCAUAUAUAUGAGUAUUAUUAGAUGGAAAUCGUUACCAAUUAUUCUACUUGAUACUGAAGGUUUGAUGUCAGUUGAAGAGUCAAGUACACUGUUUGAUAAUCAAAUGGUGUCGAUGGCUAUGCUGUCCUCACACAUUGUGUUAAUCAAUCAUAAAGGGGAAUUGAGUACGGAGCUACAGAAUUUAAUUGGAAUGAGUUUUUAUGCAAAGCUACAACUCAAAGAUGCACCUAUCAAACCCAAACUAUUGUUCAUUCUUCGUGAUCAAACCGACUUGACUAACAAGAGAGUAUUUUUCGCACAAUUAGCUCAGUUAAAACAAAAUCUAAAUAAAGAUGCUAAAUUUUUGCGAAUAUCAAUCGAAGAUGAACUUAAUAUAUCAAAUGAUGACGUUGUUCCAUUUUCUAAUGCUUUCUCCAAUGACAUCAAUCCAAUAUUUGGUGAAACACAAAAAUGGAGAAAUAAAUCCUUUCCAGUCGAGAUUCAGGCAUUACGUAACAUCAUAUUCCGAUUUCUUUCUAUGAACGCUAAUUUAGAGGCAUACGAAGACUUUGAUCAAGUCUAUACAAAAUUAUCAAAUUAUUGGGCAACUAUUGAUAAACUAGGACCGGUAUUACUUGCAUCAAAGAAUUUAUUGGAACUUGCUAUGAUGAAUGAAGUACGAGAUAUUGCACGAGAAAUUAUACAAAAAGCAAAUCAUCAAAUGUAUGACAAUGGACAGCGAUUGAUAAAAGAAACUAUAGCAAAUAUAAAAAAUAACGCAAAAUCAAUAUUAACAGCUGCUGGUUUUGCUAAUGCUAGUGAUGAUUUUAAUAUGCUAUUGAACGGUCAACUUCAACAAAUUCUCAAUCAGGCUUACAAUAAAUUUGAUGAAAAAACGAAAAAAUCAUACUAUUUACCACAUAUAAAAGAAAAAGUAAAGAGUAUCAUUGAACCGCGAUUGAGGUUCACCUGUCAAUCGACACGGCAACAAUUUGAAGAGGAUCUGCAUUUCGUAUCACAAGCUGCACUAGUAAAACAUGCACAACAAAAAUUAAUAGAUCGUGCCCAAGAAGGAUUUGAUCAAAAUAAAACCAUAAGCAUAGAUGAAUUUAGAUUGAAUCUUGAAAAUGAUUACCAAUCUUUGCUAAUAGAAUGUAGACAACAACUGGAUAGUUUACAUGAGAAAGAAGACGACAUUACCAAAAAAAUAUUAACAUUCUAUAAAAAUUUACAUGAUCGAAAGGCAGCAAAUCCAACAAUUGGUGAUAUUUAUAAUCUUUUGCCUAAACUAGACGUGGAACAUUAUAAACGAUAUUGCGAAAAAUUCAAAAAUAAUUGGAACCAAAUAAGUCAGUUUUUAGAUAUGCCACGAGACAACAUAUUUUCUGUCGCAGCUAACAGACAUCCUUCAGCAGCACAAACCGAUUUGGAAACAAUGUGGAUCGACUUGAAACAAAAGUUAAAAUGGUUUAAUAAUGAAAAAUCUGCAGAAAAAAAUCGUAGUAUACUGUCGAGUGUUUUCAGUGUGGUAUUGCCCAAACUGAAAAAAGAUAUUAUCAGUUUAUUAAGAGACAGAAAGCUCUCAUAUACUGAUCCGGAAACACUUAAUGCAGUAAUUUCAUAUGUUGAAAAUUCAUUAAAUAUGAAAGAAAUUAAAGACUAUGAAAAGGAUCUGAAUCUUGGAGAAGUUGUUACCGAUUUUGUUAUCAUAUCGCUGAAAAUAUUCAUUUCUGAAGCAACUUUAAUAUCCGAUGAUAAUUAUCAGAAAGAACUGACACAAUCUGGAAAUCAAUUACGUGAUUGGAAAACUAAUAUAGAGAAACAAUUCGAAUCAAUGAAAAACUCAUUUCAGCAAGGACAAUAUGAAGCUGAAGAAAUUGGAAAGCAAAUUUUUGCUGAAGUCAAACGUUUAUUACUAACUCAAGUUCUUCGUGAUAUUAAAGCAGAUGUUAUGAAGAACAAAUUUAUCAUUCACGACCAUAUGCGUAAGAAUGCCUAUCAACAAAGUUUUCAUCAAAAUAAUGGUGCAAACAUAUUGAAAUAUGUUCUUGAUAUCAAUCGGUAUCUACAAGAAUUAAGCUUGGAAGAAAUAUUAGGUACAUUUCGUAAUGUUGUCAAUAUGCAUAUGAACUAUUUAGAUAACUUACUUUCAACUAUAUUUUAUACUGCUAAUAAUGCAAUUCAAAAUCAGGCGUAUAACAAUAUAAGUAGUAUAUAUAAUGCUGUACAAAAUGCUGUAUUGGAAGUAAAUCUCCUAAAGAAAAUGAUGCAUGAAGAAAGUGAUAUUGAAUUUAAACUAGUAGCUAAAAUGAAUUUACCAAUAAGAGAUCCGACGCAGUUUCAACUUGGUUUUAGAAAUAUAUUGGCAGUAUUCGCCACGCAUAGCAAUUCUGAGAAAGAAGCUACGUCACAUUUAUUAAGAGUGACAGCAUUCGACGAUUGCAAAUCGACUAUCAAACGUCGUCUUGGUUGUGAACAUACAUGUCCAGGAUGUGGUGUAAAAUGCAGCAAACCAAGUUCCCAUCCAGCAGAACAAGUAAGAAAACUACCAGAAAACUGCAAAUGUACAACAAGUGAGUGCACCUGUCAAGAAGUUACGUACGUGGAUUGUAUUAGUCAUGAGAACGAUCAUCAUAUUCCGGCUGCAUUCUAUGGCCAACGGUAUCAUAAGACACAUAAACCAUAUUUACAUUCCUGUUAUCAACAAUGGACAACCGUCGGUGUUCAAGUUAGCGAAAAUGAGAUAAUUCAUCCAAAACGAUUAUAUUAUAACCAAAAACAUUUGCAAUGGUAUACAAAUCUUGAUAAUUUGGCGAACACUGCUCCCGAUAAAGACGAUCCUUAUCCGACUGAAGAGCAGCGACGCGCAUGGAUGACCGUAAGACAUUAUUUAACAGCGAAAUAUAAUAUGAACGAUUACAAGGAUGACGAAUAUGAUGAAACAUUCUACCCUAAAGACUUUAGUGCUAUACCUCCAGAUUUCCAGAUAACAUGGAAAGACGAAAAUAUUGACAAUUACUCAUGA